AUGGGGCUUCAGGGGGACACAAUAAUACCAAUCCUCGUCAAACAAGUCUUCAAACAGGUCCUCUCCAGCCUGAAUGUGCCAUUCGCACAGUGCAUCUUUGAAGUAGACCAAGAAAUAGCCUCCUUGGCUCAAAGGUGGAACUGUCCGGUCCUGUCCAAUGACAGUGACUUUAAUAUUUUUGACAUCCAGGCAGGAUAUCUGCCCUUCUUCCAUUUUCAGUGGCAGAACGUGUCUGUGCAACGCGGGAGUUCUCAGAAUUACAUCCCCUGCAAGAGGUACACCACAACAAGCUUCUGCAGACAAGUCAACAUCAACAGACAGCUUCUCCCAGUCUUCGCUGCCAUCGCAGGAAACGACUAUGUCAACUUGCGUGACAUGGGCUUUCCCAUUAGGUUGGACGACAAUCAGAAGUCAAGGGUUGUCUUCUUCAACAGGUUGCUGGAUUGGCUGGCCCGUUUCCAGGGACAGCGGGAGGCCUUGGACUCUGUGCCCAGCUUCAUCGGUCAUGGGAACAACAGAGACAACAUGGAUGCUGCCCUCCAGGCCCUCUCUCUGGGCAUAGAAGAGUACAAGAUUCCCCUCGGUUGCCUGGAGAGGUUCUUCAAUGAUGGCAAGGCUCCUGAUCCCAGCCUUCUCCUAAACCAUCUGAGUGUCCUUCCAGACUGGACCCUGCUGCCGUUGAUGAGGGGGAAACUUUCCUCCUACAUGAUACACAUUCUGCUGCUGAGGCCAGUGAUACAGGCUGUCCAAGUGGAAGAUCCCAGCUUCCCUAGUGGGAACAUCACCUCUCGGCCCAUACGGCAGGUAUUCUACGGGCUGCUGCUGGGUGAGAGGAGGGAAGUGGAGGAGUAUGACAGGGAAGGCAAGAACCUGACCAGCAGCAUGGUUAAAGCCAUCCUGCCCAGAGUUGCACAACAGCUGCAGCUAAACAAACUGGAUCAGGCUCCACAUUCAGUGCGGCUUGAGGUGUUUUUGGAGACCCUUGGUGUGUCCCAGUCCACUUUGAAUGGUCUCCCAUCUCAUCUGAAACUUCCUGUGGCUGUUACCUACUACUGGCUGAGGCACGCCCAUCCCCGACCAGACCAUCCUUUCCUGCAGGCCCUGCUACUAGGACUGGUGUACGGAGAGCUCUGCAGACAGAGGAAGGAAGAGGAAGGAAGAGAGGAGGGACCAGUGUUGGAGAGGCUGAGAGGGCUGAUUCAGAAUCCUGAUUUAGGAGCUGAUUUAGACCUGGGUGUGGCCCACGCCUAUAGCCAAUGGCAGUGCUGCCUGAGGGAGGGCCUUGACCUGAACCAACUGCUGUGUCUCCCUCUACCUGAGCCUCAGUGUGCCUGGCUGUACAAGGGUAGUCUGGUGCACCAGCUUGUGGGCCAACUGAGAGGGGGGGUGACCCCGGAUUCUCUCCUGAUGGAAGACCCUUCCUCUGGGCAGCUGUACAGAGCCAUGCUGGGCGCCAUACUCAACUCCCAUGAAACUGAGACCUCUGGACAACCUGACGGCCCCUCUGCAGAUUCUGGCGCUGGAUGAUGAAGAUGAUGAUGAUGAUGAUGAUGAUGAUGAUGAUGAUGGAGUAGGCUAUACUGAAGUCCCAAUGUUCUGUCACAAGAUGAAGGAAAAAUUCAACAAAGCUCUGUUGAGUUAUAGAUAUAGGGACCACUAUAUAGGGGCCACUAUAUAGGGACCACUAAACACCUGUUGAGUUAUAUAUAUAUGUUUUCUGUGACAGUUUAGGCAUAGGUAGGAAGGCCCCACUUGCAUACACUCAUACUCAUGAAGAAGUUUCACUUUAAUUGACAUUGAUUAAAGAAAAUAAGAAAAAGUAGAAUAAAUGAAUUGUGACUGAGGUUUAUUGAAGUGAAAAUUCAAGGUUAAAUAUGUUAAAUGUUAAAGGUUGAAAACAUUGUGAAAUAUUAAAGGUGGAUUAAAGUAGCGCAUUAAAAUGGUUAAGAAUGUUAUAUUGUUGUUUUCUGUAAGGUGUGAUGUAUAUAGACUAUGUUUGUUAGAGGAGGAGGUUGAUAAUGUAAUAGUGUUGGAGUGUUUAAAAUGUUGCAUGUUUAGAAUGUAAUGGAGUAAUAAAUUAGGUUGGAUUAGGAUUAGAAUUGAGUGGAAUAAGAAACCUUAAUGUUUUGAAAAUGUAUGUUUUAAAGGUGACUGAUAAUGGAGUACACUAAGGCUAGCUCGAAUUGGAAAUCCCAGGUCAGAAAUUUUUAUGAAAUAUUUUAUGUACAUGUUUUAAUGAAAGACUAGAAAAAUAAAUGUC
Molecule: messenger RNA, 2260 nt
Organism: Salvelinus namaycush (lake trout)
Lineage: Eukaryota; Metazoa; Chordata; Actinopteri; Salmoniformes; Salmonidae
Product: protein asteroid homolog 1-like
Exons: 5
Coding region: 1-1527 (508 amino acids)
Source: RefSeq, a predicted model, not a curated record